AUGUUCCAACUUCAAAAUGUUCCAACUUCCAACCUCAGAAUGUUCCAACUUCAAAAUGUUCCAACUUCCAACCUCAGAAUGUUCCAACAUCCAACUUCAAAAUGUUCCAACUUCCAACCUCAGAAUGUUCCAACUUCAAAAUGUUCCAACUUCAAAAUGUUCCAACUUCCAACCUCAGAAUGUUCCAACUUCGAAAUGUUCCAACUUCCAACCUCAGAAUGUUCCAACAUCCAACUUCAAAAUUUUUUUCGAACAGGUAUAAAAAACUUGUUGUCGCAGGAUACGAAGACAAACAUCUCAAAUGUUUUCUAGCGCGUCCUCUCUCAUACGGUUAUAUAUUUGGUUCUAAUACUCUAGGUUAGAAUUAGGGUGAUUAUAUCGACCUUUUUUUUGCUUCACUGUAGGUGAAGGGGGAUCCCGGGAAUGAUCGCUUGUCUAGGUAGUGUGUUGCAAACUUGCUCCACUUCACAUAUGUGUGUACAUUUUCAAGUUCGUUUAUUAAUUUUCAAAUUCUUCCUCUCACAGAAUUGCAGUUUAAAACGUUUUAUUGUAAUUUUAAGUUGACUCUCGAAAUUUUAUUUCAAAAAUAUUAUUUUUUCAGGGUUACCAAAUAUCAUUCAAAUGUUGCGACAAAUGUCUGAGGAAGAUAGUUUUCUGGAAGCCAAAGUGAGUUUUAAGAUACCCAAUUUUUCGAAGGACAAAAUUAUGUUUUUUAAACAUCAAAAGAGAGCGGAUCCAAUUUCCAGAAACUCCUGUAAUUCAUUAUGAAUACUUGUUUUUUUCAGAAACAACAAGUGAUCGAGUUGGAACUAGACAAUCGAGAAUUGAGAAACAAGGUAUCAAAUAUGUCAAAUCAAAUUAGUAGUUUGAACGAAAAACUGGAAACGGAAACUUCCUCAUCUGCAACAUAUUCGGAGAUAUUGGAAAAAUAUCAAACUGCGGCUGAGAAAAGAAAGAAGGAAAUCGAAUGUAUGAAUCUUAAAAUAAGAGAUUUGGAGGAAACGAUCAAAGUAAAGGAUGUUGAACUGCUAAUGAAAGAUGAAGAACUAAAUGCGAAGGGUGCUAUGAUCAAUGAGAAGAAUCAGCAGAAGACUGAACUUUUGGACAAAUUGAACGAAGUUACGGCAGAGUUCGAGACGUUUAAGGUUAAUGCGAUAGCUUCAGCUGAACAAAAAGUAGCCAAAAACUAUCAAAAGAAAAUCGGUAUGUUUUACAUCGCAUGUUUUUGAUCACCUGCCUUACUACUUAUCAUUUCAGAACAAUUGAAGUCGGAUUUGGAAGCAUCGAAUGAAAAGUUCCACGAAGCGAAGGCAGAAUAUGAGGACAAUUCGAAAAUUUGGAAUGAUAAAUCCAGAGAAGACUCGCGCACCUUGAAAUCUAUCAUUCGUUCGGUUAAGGUCUUCGAGGCAGUUUUAAGAAUUGGAGGAAACAAAGUAAGGAAAUUUCCAUAUCUGACAAUACUAAUAACAUUUAUAUUACAGGAAGAAAUAAUGGAUGCUUUCAUCCCGGUCCUCUCUGUUCUUCCUGAAACGACAAAAUCAGCUUCCAACAACCAAUAA
Messenger RNA from Caenorhabditis angaria, 1559 nucleotides. The record is from the annotation of a GenBank genome assembly. Lineage: Eukaryota; Metazoa; Nematoda; Chromadorea; Rhabditida; Rhabditidae.